GAUCAAGAACAAGCAGCAACAGCAACAAGCAACAACAAGCAACAACAGCAACCAUAGAACGCCAUGGCCCGUACCAAGCAGACAGCCCGCAAGUCCACCGGUGGCAAGGCCCCGCGUAAGCAGCUGGCCACUAAGGCCGCUCGCAAGUCAGCACCCACCGCCGGCGGUGUCAAGAAGCCGCACCGCUACCGUCCCGGUACGGUCGCGCUGCGUGAGAUCCGCAAGUACCAGAAGUCGACGGACUUGCUGAUCCGCAAGCUGCCGUUCCAGCGUCUGGUGCGUGAAAUCGCGCAGGACUAUAAGACGGAUCUGCGUUUCCAGUCCACGGCCAUCCUGGCUCUUCAGGAGGCUUCAGAGGCCUACCUCGUGGGUUUGUUAAAGGACCUGAAGCUGUGCUCUAUCCACGCUAAGCGUGUCACCAUCAUGCUCAAGGACAUUCAGCUGGCCCGACCCAUUCGCGGCGAGCGCACGUAACCCUCUUCCUCCGGCUGAUGGUUUCUUCCAUUUUGAAGCACACGUUAAUUAUGAUAUUUUGCUGAAAAUUUCUAUGCCUUUUUUGUCCUUUC
Molecule: messenger RNA, 566 nt
Organism: Phytophthora infestans T30-4
Lineage: Eukaryota; Oomycota; Peronosporomycetes; Peronosporales; Peronosporaceae
Product: histone H3.3
Exons: 1
Coding region: 64-474 (136 amino acids)
Cellular component (GO): nucleosome
Molecular function (GO): DNA binding; protein heterodimerization activity; structural constituent of chromatin
Source: RefSeq, a predicted model, not a curated record